Molecule: messenger RNA, 605 nt
Organism: Eruca vesicaria subsp. sativa (arugula)
Lineage: Eukaryota; Viridiplantae; Streptophyta; Magnoliopsida; Brassicales; Brassicaceae
Source: the annotation of a GenBank genome assembly
AUGGCUCGUACCAAGCAAACAGCGAGAAAAUCCACCGGAGGAAAAGCCCCAAGGAAGCAACUCGCGACCAAAGCCGCCAGAAAAUCAGCUCCAGCCACCGGAGGAGUCAAGAAGCCACACAGAUUCCGUCCCGGAACCGUCGCCCUUCGUGAGAUCAGAAAGUACCAGAAGAGCACGGAGCUUCUGAUCCGCAAGCUUCCGUUUCAACGUCUCGUCCGCGAGAUCGCACAGGAUUUCAAAACGGAUCUGCGUUUCCAGAGCAGCGCCGUCGCGGCGCUACAGGAAGCUGCGGAGGCUUACCUCGUCGGGUUGUUCGAAGACACGAAUCUCUGUGCGAUUCACGCGAAGAGAGUUACGAUUAUGCCUAAGGAUAUUCAGCUCGCGAGGAGGAUCAGAGGCGAGAGAGCUUGAGGAAGUUCGAAGCGUUUUCGUUUUUGGUUUUUGCGUGUAUGUUGUUCGAUGAAUUGCCUCAAUGAAAUCGAUUAUCAGUUUCUAUCUUACUAAACGCUGCGUUUUAAAAAUUUGAUGUCAAAACAGAUUUAUUUUAGCGUAGUGAUGUCUUUCAAAUGUUCUUAUAGCAAAGAUAAGUAACACUUACAUACACA